Molecule: messenger RNA, 2170 nt
Organism: Malus domestica (apple)
Lineage: Eukaryota; Viridiplantae; Streptophyta; Magnoliopsida; Rosales; Rosaceae
Product: probable serine/threonine-protein kinase PBL3
Biological process (GO): protein phosphorylation
Molecular function (GO): ATP binding; protein kinase activity
Source: RefSeq, a predicted model, not a curated record
GAAACCUAUGCGCAUCAACUGUUGGAAUGCACUUUUAGCUCAAAUGGUUACGAUAAUUCCCACCCCACACUCGACGUUGUGUAUUCAGUUUACCCCUCCUCAAUACCAUUUGUAUAUAACAUAAAAUGGGUUUUUAAAGAUUUUCUUUCGUCCUUUUCUUGUAUAAAGAUGAUCUUUUUACCAUGCUUAUGAAUCUAACGGUUGUACCAGCACAGCAAGGCAGCACCUAUACUGUUCUGUGUGUUUUUCUUUUUGAAGUAUUUAAGAUAAUGUGAUACAGCCGUGUUUGUAUUAUUUUAUAUCUGCUAAACAUUUAGGGGAAUGUGAAACAUUCUCUGACCUUGUCAUUUGGACAUUCUCCCUUCUCCCUUCUCCCUCUUCUCAUGUUUGUAAAAGAAAGGACACAUGGCAUGGGGAGGUUAGAGAGAAAGUUGCUAGCAUUCCCCAAAGAGAACUGAUUUCGGCACACCCUUUCUCCUUCUACACACCCCUGUUUUUUUUUGUUUAAUAUGUUUAUAGGUCGUGCAGGUGGAGAAAAAAGGAGUGUGGAAGUCACUUCCCUUCCCCAAACAUUUAUACCCAUGACAAACUCCCAUCUCCUAUUAGUUAAGGCGAGUCUGGGAUUCUUUUAUUCUUCUAAGGCCGAGAGGAGGGGUCUAUUAUCGAGCCAUUUGGGCCUAUCAGGAAGUACAAAGUCUAAUGGCAAGCAACAGAUGGAUAGUAGCUCUUGCUCGCAGCAGUCAACGUCUGGGAAUUUGAAUCAAGCUUUAGUAGCAUCCAAAGCUGAUAUAUCCGUCCCUACCAACCUCAAGUCCUUCAGUUUCAGUGAUCUCAAAAAUGCUACUAGGAACUUCCGCCCAGAGAGUCUGCUCGGAGAGGGAGGGUUUGGGUGGGUAUAUAAAGGAUGGAUUGAUGCAAACACAUUAGCUCCCACUAAACCUGGAACUGGGUUAGUGGUGGCCAUCAAGAGGCUCAAGCGAGAAAGCUUUCAAGGCCACAAGGAAUGGCUUGCAGAAGUGAACUAUCUUGGUCAGCUUCGCCAUGAAAAUCUUGUGAAACUCAUAGGGUAUUGCUCAGAAUCUGACAACAGACUUCUGGUUUAUGAGUUCAUGCCAAGGGGAAGUUUGGAGAAUCAUUUGUUUAGAAAAGGUGUUCAACCCAUCACUUGGGCUGUUCGGAUGAAUAUUGCAAUUGAUGUUGCACGGGGGUUAUCUUUCUUACAUAGUUUAGAUGCUAAUGUCAUCUACCGUGACUUGAAAGCUUCCAACAUUCUACUUGAUUCGGAUUUCAGUGCUCGGCUUUCAGAUUUUGGGUUAGCAAGAGAUGGUCCUACUGGAGAUAAUACUCAUGUUUCAACCAGAGUGGUCGGAACUCGAGGCUACGCUGCACCAGAAUAUGUUGCUACAGGUCACUUGUCGCCAAAGAGUGAUGUGUACAGCUUCGGGGUUGUUUUGUUAGAGCUUCUAUCAGGGAGACGAGCAAUGGACGAUGAGAGAGCUGGGAGUGUCGAGGAAACAUUGGUGGAUUGGGCAAAGCCAUUCAUAAGUGAUAGUAGACGAGUUUUAAGAAUCAUGGACACAAGGUUGGGGGGUCAAUACUCGAAGAAAGCAGCCCAAGCUGCAGCUGAACUUGCUUUACAGUGCUUCCAUACAGACCCAAAAUAUAGGCCACUCAUGAUUGAUGUUCUAGCCACAAUGGAACGAAUCCACCCAAAGGACACGUUACGAACACAACAACACAAGUUAGACGAUCAUGGGGUCAAGCACUUGAACCAUCAUCCUCACACGUAACAAUUUCAAAUACAAAAUUGGAAUAAAUUUGUUUUCCUCAUACGUAGAAGGAACUUUCAUACUCCAUAUAUAGACAUAUAUAUGUAGCUACCACAAUUGUGCCUUCUAGGUUGAUUAGUCGUAAAAACAGAAGAAGAGACGCUUUGUUUUUAAUACUUGCCUUAAAGAGAUAGUGAGAUUGUACAACGUAUCACAAGAAUUAAUAAUCUGUGUGUAUGUAAAGCUUCCAGUUUUCCUUCCCUCUUAAGGGAACCAAAUUGUUGUUUACAACAUGCAUAUGCUUGUUUUUCAUUUCCAUCUUUUUUCUUCGGUAUGUGAAGGUUUUUCUUCUGGUACUGAUUUCAGUUUUCAAAUAAAAAGAAAACUGAAACUGUUCAACU